This is a messenger RNA of Schistosoma rodhaini, 4361 nucleotides long. The record is from the annotation of a GenBank genome assembly. Lineage: Eukaryota; Metazoa; Platyhelminthes; Trematoda; Strigeidida; Schistosomatidae.
GCGAAAGCUUCUUCUAUUCCAUCCUCAACCAUUUGAACCAUUUGUUCUAGGCCACACAAGGUCGUGGAGGCAGCUCUUGGGUUCAUGGUGCAUCAAAACCCUGUUUUGCGAUUCUUCCUGUUUGUUUGCACUUUAUAUGUCUCAUCGUCAUCCAUACCGUGGCCACCGAAAGAAAACUAUUUUGAUCAAACUUUGGAUCACUUUAAUUUUCAAGCAAGAAACCUGACUUUCAAACAGCGUUACCUGUAUGAAGAUAAAUGGUUCAAACCAAACGGACCCAUCUUCUUUUAUUGUGGAAACGAAGGAGGAAUUGAUAGUUUCUGGAACAAUACAGGGCUAAUAUUCGAAUUAGCACCUAGUUUCAAUGCUUUCGUCCUGUUUGCUGAACAUAGAUACUAUGGGAAAAGUCUCCCAUUUAAUACAAGCUUCCAGCAGCCAUAUAUUCAAUACCUUUCAAUUGACCAAGCAUUAGCAGAUUAUGCUUAUUUAAUUGAAGGUAUCAAAAGUACAUUCAACAUGACUAGAUCCCUUGUUGUUGCAUUUGGUGGAAGCUAUGGAGGCAUGCUUGCAGCAUAUAUGAGAGCUAAAUAUCCUCAUAUAAUUAAAGGUGCUUUAGCUUCAAGUGCACCAGUUAGAUGGGUUGCAGGCGAGGGGAAUUUUCAUGACUUUUUUGAAAGUGUCACUAAGGACUAUCGUGAUGCUGAUCCAAAAUGUUCAGAAAAAAUUAAAAACGCCUUUAAUUUAGCUGUUCAACUAUCACAGAAACCUGAUAUCGGUUACAAACAACUCUCUAAUGACCUACAGUUAUGUAAACCUAUCCAAAAUGAUUUCGAAUUUUACUGGGUACUGAAAUGGGCUCGCAAUGCAUUUGUUAUGAUGGCUAUGUUAGAUUAUCCCUACAAGGCAUCAUUUAUGGCAAGUCUACCUGCUAAUCCUGUAAAUGUCUCGUGCAAAAAUGCAUUAGCAGUAACUGAUCUCAUUCCGACCCUUCGUGAGGCUGUUGGAGUUUUCUACAACAGUUCACAAUCUCUCCCGUGUUUUGACUAUAAAACCCAGUUUAUUGAAUGUGCUGAUAUAACAGGAUGUGGUCUAGGUAGUGAUUCACUUGCUUGGGAUUUUCAGAGUUGUACCGAAAUGAAUUUACACGAUGACUCGGAUAGUACUACAAAUGAUAUGUUCGUCUCUUUACCUCUAACAAAACAACAAGUAACAAGUUAUUGUCAACGAAGGUGGGGUGUUACACCAGCGUUUAAUCAGUUGUCAACAUUUUAUGGUGAUAAUAGUACGUUAUAUUGUUGUUUUUGUUAUGAUUGUUGACUUAAUUUAUUCUUUUUAUUACUUAAUAUUUCCAAAAAUGAAGGAUUUUUAUUAACAGGAUUUUUUUCGCUAUUCACUAAGUAAAUAAUUAAUUACAAAUUUCAAAUGUCUUAUACAUCAAAUGAAUUUUUUACAGCUUAGUUCAAUCAUUUAAUAUGAUAAUCUUGAAUUCAAUGGAAGUUCUAUCUUAUGUCCUUACUGGUUAAACGUGUCUAUCGUCUAACCGAUAAUCUCCAGUGCAUAAAUGGAAAAUAUUGAAUAAACUUUGUUUAAAUGAUACAUAAUUACAUAUACAAAGUAAAAAAAAGAUUGGCUUGUUAAAUCUCGAUUUCCGUUUUCCAACAAAUCAUAUUUGUCCAUGAAUAAAAUAUAGCUGUUUAUGUGGUGUUUAUUUGUAAAUCCUUCUUAUACGUAUCUUUUCAACAUUGUCUAUACUUAUUUAUGUUUAUUAUUAACAUUAUGGCAAACCCAUUAGUAUUUUUAUCAUUAACAAUCCUUUCUUUCUGUUGUUUACGUUUUUCUAUGUAACUAGGAUUUCUUGUAGUUUAUAUAACUAAGAGACCUUAGUUAUAUAAUCACUGGGAACAAAUAGAGCACUGGGUAGUAUUCAUGACCUAACUGAGCUUCAAAUGCGUGACUUUCAUUUAUUUUUAUUUAUUUAAUCACAUAUAUAUUGGUACAAAAGGCACCGGAUACAUAUGCGCCACUCAAGUGUCACUGUCCUCACCAGUGAACAAUUUCAAAAGAUAAUUCCCCGGAGUUCUAGUGUAAAGCUGUGAUCAAUAGAGUUCAGCCGGGUUGUGUGUGAAGCAGUUAUCCACCAGUGAUAUUGGGAGGUGGUUACCCAAUAUCAAGAUUUGAUUAAAGUCAAGCGUUCGCUCUCGAAAACUAAGGGUCAUGGGUCGUUAACACUCACUAUUAAGGGGUUCAGUGCUUCGUGGUUUUCGAUAAUUGUUUAACUGAAGUCAGUUCGUGAUGUAAACUUUGAGAAUUAGUCGGUUUCACUUUGUCGUUUAGUAUUAAUUCAAAUUAAUUUCUUUUGUCUGGAGGUCACAGUUUAUUUUGUCACGUAUUUUUGUAGUUCUGAUACUUGGUUUUUCAUAUUGUGGAUGUUAAGCUAAAUAUAUUCAUUUUAUUUAUUAUAUUAAAUUGUGGAUGGAAUAAUAUAGCCUCUUUAAGUUAGGUGUUUUGUGAAAAUUUACUUAAUUUGGCAAUGUUUUUCAUUUCAGACUGUCUGGUAAUAGCUAUGUUGACUUAUUAAAAAGACAGUAAACAGUUGCUUAGUCCCAGUUAUGGAUUCUCCUGAGGUACCUAUCUACAAUGCUAUAAUGAAUCUGAACCUGUAUUUUUAUGUAUCAGUUAGUCGAAAAAUUAUGGAUCACUGAAUUUCUACUCUGUGGUUGAAGAUCUUCGUGUUGGAUGGUGGUACGCAUUCACCACUAAGGAAUCGUAGAUUAAAAUGAACCGGUUGCCUGAUCACUGUUCAGCAAUUUGUGGUGGUUCUCUGUUUAAUAUUAGUGUAUAAUGUGAAUCAUUUAGCCUAGAUUGUUACAUUUCUUAUCCCAUUAUUCUAACUCUUUUCAUCUUAACCGUUAAAACAUAUCUAAAUCACUAUACUUUCAGUUUGGAAAACUUCAAGUAAUAUUAUAUUUUCAAAUGGAAAUUUGGAUCCAUGGAUGGGUGGUGGAAUUUUAACUGAUCAAUCAGAGAAAGUCAUCUCCUUGGUACUAGAUGGUGGAGCUCAUCAUCUUGAUUUAAGAUCACCAGAUCCAAACGACCCUCCAUCAGCACGUCAAGUUCGUCAAAUUGAGGUACAAACAAUUCGUUCGUGGCUUGAUUUAUGAAACUUCUAAAUGUUCUUACUACACUUUGUCAUAUUUUUCUUUCUUUCUUAACGAAUCAUACUCUUCAUUCUGUUCAUUACUAUCUUUGUAUUUUUAAAGUAAUAUCAUCAUUAUCUUGUGAUUAUAGUAACUAAAUCUUUCUGAUUUGUACCCAGUGCUCCCAGAUUAUUGGAUAAUAAAUAAAAAUUAUUUUGUUAUUGUGAUAUUCUUGACCAAUAUAUUUUAGCAUUCAUUUGAUUGUACGACAAAUCAUCCUAUCAUCAAAAGUGUAUCUGAAUAAAUAUUUUUGGAUGAAAUCCAAAAUUUCUUCUUGAGCACAAAUCAAAUAUUGAUCCACUGCAAAUUCACAUUAACAUGCAAAAAAGAAUCUUCUCCCAGUUACCUCAUGGUAAUCAGUUUGUACAAUCAGUAAACAUGGUGAUUACUUAAAAUUGUUGGAAAUUUAUACGUGUACAAAUAUGCAUUCAAUCAGACUGAAAAAAACCCUCGAAAUCACUGGUCAAAACUGAAAAUUAAUUUGAAUGUCUCGAUUCAUGGAAGAGCCUAGAUGAGAUUAUUUAAAAUUCAGUAAUUGUUCCUGUCAAUUUCAUGAAUCUGAGUUAUGAAUAAUAUGACUAACAGAUUAUGAUCAAUGAGGAAUCUCUGUUGAAAAAUUACUUUGUGUUAAGAAACUACUGAACUAUACACGUGAUAAUUUGUUACAAACCAGUUUGACUAAUAUAUCAGAUGAUACUUAUAAGUUGUACAAAAUAUUAGUGAAUAUACGUAUAUGCUGAUUGAUAAUUAUAACCUCAGUCGAUGGUUGGACACAUGAUCAGUUAUGAAUUUUUAAAUUUGGUUGUUUGAUAUUUUAGAAUACUUCAGAAGAAUAUUUUGGACGAAAGAAGGGAUGAAUGAGUAGUAGUGAAUCAAUGACCAUGGCAACGCCAGGUGAAACAACGGUUCAUUUUAUGUACGCAGAUUAGAGUGGAGACGACAAAUAGCUAAUACUUCUGCGUAACGUAAAAGUUUGCCUUCUGUCUAAUUAUCAUCGUUGAGAGUAUUGCCCGUUCAGGAAAUUUUAUAAGAAAAUAGAACAAGUUUAAUGGAUUUUGUCUUGUACUCUGAGCUGAUAUGUAACUGAUCAACAUGGUAUCAGUUAUUACGUAUGAUGAAAGUAUCAGAAGCACAUUUCAAAUAAAACGUUUAUUUUAUCGCAUA